Messenger RNA from Phycodurus eques (leafy seadragon), 2170 nucleotides. RefSeq names its product ubiquitin specific peptidase 12b (gene usp12b). Bases 143 to 1417 code for a protein of 424 amino acids. Gene Ontology annotation, cellular component: nucleus; cytosol. Lineage: Eukaryota; Metazoa; Chordata; Actinopteri; Syngnathiformes; Syngnathidae. The record is from RefSeq and is a predicted model, not a curated record. The transcript is spliced from 9 exons. Gene Ontology annotation, molecular function: cysteine-type endopeptidase activity; cysteine-type deubiquitinase activity. Gene Ontology annotation, biological process: protein deubiquitination.
CUCUUCACCAUCGUUGUACAACUCAAAUCUGGACUGAGAAUUAUUAUUUUUUUAACUUCUUCCUACUCCUCAAAUAUAUAUACUUUUUUUCCCGUUUGUUUUCUUCCAUCUUUGUCGAUCUUAUUUUGAUUAGUUUUUGUAUAUGUUAAAUCAAGCUUGGAUUCAAAGCAUAGCGCUGUUUUUCUUCAGCUGGAACUGGGGUCUCAGACAAAGCGGAAGGGAUUAUGAAAAGUUCAAAAUCGUCGGUAAUGGCGCCAAUGCCUCUGCUUUGGAGAAGGAGAUCGGACCGGAACAGUUUCCCGUAAAUGAGCACUACUUCGGAUUGGUGAACGUGGGUAUCUUCGGUGGCUUCGUCUCCGCUUUCGAGUCUCAAAUUUGUCAUUUCGGACUUCUGUUUGUUCCUCAGUUUGGCAACACCUGCUACUGUAACUCGGUGCUGCAGGCUCUCUACUUCUGUCGUCCGUUCAGGGAGAAGGUGCUGGCCUACAAGGUGCAGCCCCGACGCAAGGAGUCUCUCCUCACUUGCCUGGCUGACUUGUUCAACAGCAUUGCAACGCAGAAGAAGAAAGUGGGCGUCAUCCCUCCCAAGAAGUUCAUCUCGCGGCUGAGAAAAGAAAAUGAGCUGUUUGACAACUACAUGCAGCAAGACGCCCACGAGUUCCUCAACUACCUCCUCAACACCAUCGCGGACCUGCUCCAGGAGGAGAAGAGCCAGGAGCGGCAGCAGAACGGAAAGCUGCUUCAGAACGGAGGAGGAGGAGAGCUAGUAGGCGGAGGCGGAGCGGGCGAAGGCGGGAAGGAGACGCAGCGGACGUGGGUCCACGAGAUCUUCCAAGGAACGCUGACCAACGAGACGCGCUGCCUCAACUGCGAAGCCGUAAGCAGCAAAGACGAGGACUUCCUGGAUUUGUCGGUGGACGUGGAGCAGAACACGUCCAUCACGCACUGCCUCAGGGACUUCAGCAACACGGAGACUCUGUGCAGCGAGUACAAGUACUACUGCGAGCAGUGCCGCAGCAAACAGGAAGCCCAGAAAAGGAUGCGGGUCAAGAAGCUGCCCAUGAUCCUGGCGCUGCACCUGAAGCGCUUCAAGUACAUGGACCAGCUGCACCGCUACACCAAACUGUCGUACCGCGUGGUCUUCCCCCUGGAGCUGCGCCUCUUCAACACGUCGGGAGACGCCACCAACCCGGACCGCAUGUACGACCUGGUGGCCGUGGUGGUGCACUGUGGCAGCGGGCCCAACCGAGGCCACUACAUCACCAUCGUCAAAAGCCACGGCUUCUGGCUCCUCUUCGACGACGACAUCGUCGAGAAAAUUGACGCGCAGGCCAUCGAGGAGUUCUACGGCCUGACGUCAGACAUUUCCAAAAACUCCGAGUCGGGGUACAUCCUCUUCUACCAGUCCAGAGACUGAAGGCGGCCUGACGUUCGGAUUCACGCGACGCCGGGGGCGUGAGGGCCGAGCGUCCGGGCCUUUUUUUUUUUUUUUUUUUUUUUAUUCCCCGGAUCGCCGCCCCGGAUCGGACGAGACGUCCCGGCGGCCUCGGGGAAGACCGACGCGAGCCACGCCCUCCGCUGUGAGGCGGGCUCUGCAACUGACGGGACUCUUUUUGCACACGCAUAUCAAACGAUGUGAAAUCCGCUCGGACUCCCACGUGACUCCAAACAGGUCCCGAAUGAACUUCGCGGCGUCUCAUACUGCCGCCGAAGGGCUUUUGGCACACCGGCGGUCGCUCUGAAUGUUCCUCUGCCGACCAACAGACUCUGGCAACACGUACCGACGGGUCCGAGCAGAGAGCGGCCGCGGCAGUCGCGCUUUCUCUUCCUUCCACGACGGCUGUAAUCGCGGUCGGUCAUUCGCAAAUUCACCUUUUUCCAAUUUGGAAGGCUUCGCAGCGGACCAAAGCUAGCCACACACUUGCGUCGUUUGCGUGAAGACUCAAAGUGCGCAAAUUCCAUCUAGUCAAAUGACAUUGUUUUUAUUUAAAUAUUCAGAUCAUCGUGAAUGUUUCACGCAUUUUGCUUGGACGUCACACACUUCACUAAUGCCCCUUGUCUACCAUUGUUGUGUAGACACCUCUGGAUAUGUGAGACUUUGAGAGUGCGGAUGUGUACAUAUAUACAGAUGUUAUUAUUGGAAGAGAAAAUAAAUGCUUGCUUGAAAUAA